AUGAAUUCAUCUCCCCCUAUAGAAGCCCCUUCGGAAAGGUCUCACUCGCCUGCUGAAGUUAAGCACAUGAUUUUUGUUAGUCUUUUGAAAGAAGGAAGAGGCGCUCCAAAGGGUAUUCCCUCUGCGACUUUGACAAAUCUUUCGAUAUACGAUCCCAACCCGGCUUUUAUAUUUGCCGCUUCUAUGUCACUAGGAGAGGAUGAAAGUCUACAGUCAAUUGUUGAGAAAGCUGCAAUAGAUAAUGCUAAGUGUGACAAACUACGCGAGGAUAUACGAUGGUAUCUAAAACACCCCGAUGCUGAAAAUAUGAGAAAAUCAGUCGGGACGCUUCUUGACGAGGACAUUAUGGCGAGAGGUCUUUUAAGGAAGGAUCCAGACAUACUCAAGAGAACAAUUUUGGCAAAGGCGUUUCUUCUUGUGGAGGAUUUCGAGCGAGAAAGACUCAACAUUGAAGCUGAGAACGAAAGUCAUGAUUUUGCAAUUCAAUUAGUGACUUUGAUAAAUGGCUGGGGGGAAGCUUCUCAGGUCAACUUGCUGUAUUUCAAGUACAAGACAUCUUUCGAAAGAUUUGAGCGUACGCUCAAGGAUGAAACUCGAAGUAGCAAGAUUCCACCCGAGAACAUUGUAUUGCCUGCUCUCUCUUGGCCAUCUAUUGAUUUCGGGGCUGAAGAAUUUUUAACGGGCAACGAGAAUCCCGAGAACACAUCUGGUGCUCAGAAUACAAACCAGAGUGGCAUAUUGACAAAGAAUUCUGAAUUCAUUCAGAAACUACCGGCAACAGCAAGACGAGAUCACGCUGAUAAGGGCUUCAAUCUUGCGGAUGGUCCAUGGAUGUACCGAUUACCACAUACAGGUAAAGAUCCUGCUAACAAACCAGGGUGGCGACCCAUCAGGGAUAAAGAUGACUAUAUGGGUAUGCUGGACGGCAUCCGCCGUGUCAACUUCAAGUAUACAGAGUGGGGACAGUCAACGAAAUGCAGUGUCAUGAUUAUGCAUUCUUUGGAUCGAGACUGUCAACAGAGAUAUUUUGAUAGACGUGAAGAAGAGCGCGCUUACAGUGCAGAGUGGGAGAAGGAGUUGGAGAAGGCUGAAUUCUUCGAUGAUGAGGAUGCCGUUGGUGAAUACGGAGAUGAUUGGACUGAAAAAUGGAAUAAAAUCAAUAAGCCUCUCCAAAAGCCCACACGGGGGACGAAAGCCUAGGUUUCUGGUAAGAAAGGAUGGCAACUCGAUUAUUUUAGUUCGCACCGCUGGAAUCGAGAGCCAGGAGUUUUUGAGGUGCAAGUCUCAACCGAAUGUUUGAUUGCGCAUCCAUAAGUAGCAAAUCCUUUUCAAGAGAAUCAAAGGCAAUGACUUUAUCACAUCACGAAUUAAAAGACCUUUUGGCAGAUCAUUACAUAGAUAGCACAAAUUGCUGUCGUCUCAAAGUAGCCAUGUUAUGCAAGGCUGUGUGGGCUUGUCAACUAUAUCCAGCUUCAAGGCAAGCAUUUACCUCAAACCCUUUUCAUCUAUUCAAGCAGGCACAACGUCUUCCUUUGAAGUCACUACAGCACUUCAUAGCUCAUGUACUACCGACAAUAUGCUGGUGAUAAAGGAGACAGAGAAUGAGACAUGGAGUUGGAGUAAAUAAGGGAGCUCGUUCGAGUCCAUGGUUUCAAUGUUGUGCAGCCUGAAGUUGUUUUCAGUGUAUUCACUUCAAAUUCUGAUAAAGCUUACUAAAAAUUGAAAAAUGACCAGAAUUUACUUUAUGCCGACAGGACCUUUGAAAAUUUCACAAUCCAUCUCUCACAAAA
Molecule: messenger RNA, 1790 nt
Organism: Botrytis byssoidea
Lineage: Eukaryota; Fungi; Ascomycota; Leotiomycetes; Helotiales; Sclerotiniaceae
Exons: 3
Coding region: 1-1200 (399 amino acids)
Source: RefSeq, a predicted model, not a curated record